Molecule: messenger RNA, 2499 nt
Organism: Arctia plantaginis
Lineage: Eukaryota; Metazoa; Arthropoda; Insecta; Lepidoptera; Erebidae
Source: the annotation of a GenBank genome assembly
AUGCCAAGGGGAGAGAACAGGUCGAGUGUCUUGUUAUCUCGAGAGGAGAAUGAGCAGGUGUUCAGCUUGAUUGGACCAAAAUGUCAGAUGGAAAAUGAUACAAUCAAUUACAUGAAAUUUAAAAUGGGCUUUAGUCAAAGGAUACUUUUGGCAGAUAAGGCAGUGCCCUCUAAACUUAAAUGUCAAGUGGAACGCAAAAGAAGGCUAUCUGCUGCAGGACCUUCUCCAGAAGCAUCAGCUAAGAGGCAAAGAAUUGAUCUUGUCACAGACUGUCUAAGUGCUACUGGAAUGAACACUGAAAGCUCACAAAAUGAAAGAAAUUUGGACACUAUUGAGACUGAUGCAUCAACAAAGUCUCAAACAACCAAAGACAAAGGAACAAACACUGAACCUAUCUUAAAUGUUGAAAAAGCUGUUCAAGUUACUACAAAACAGAAAGUAUAUUAUCGGAGCAAAGCUGUGCAAACAAAAUGUUCGAGUAAAAAUAUUUCUACUUCACCACUAAAAGUGUCAACUACAUCUCGUUUCACUUCGCCAUUUAAGAUCGAACCAUGUUAUCUUCAACCUUCACAGUCAGGAGCAAUUAAAGCAAGAAAGAGAAAUAUAGUCUCGCAGGAAGAAAAAUCUAGUAGUGAUAUUUCUUGUAUUGAAAGUGAUAAUUAUUCACCUUUUGUGGCUACAUCAUCACCAAAAAUUACUGACUCUGAUACAGAUAAUAUUGAAAAUAUUGAAAAAUUGCAGUACCUUAAACAUAAUAUGCACUUAAUCAAAAGAAAACCCUUAAUGUAUGUUGGUAUAACUAAAGAAUGUUAUUUUAUAGUUCAGAUGAUGCAUGAAGUGACCAACAUAAAAAUAGAACACAUUUUGCUAUGCUUAAAAAAAAUUAGACAAAAUAGCACAUUUUCUGAAUUAGAAGAUCAUUUUGGCGUAUCAAUAUCCUAUGCUAGUAAAAUAUUUCUAGCAAAUAUACCUAUUAUAAGUAGCAUUUUAAAACCAUUUAUUAGUCUGGCAACUGCUGUAGUCCAGUUGUUCACUACAGAGGAUCCUUCCCACUCGAAAUGGAAGAAGAAGGACACAGGCGUCCUUUGCCUGAUCAAGGACAAUGCCAAGAGAUCGUACUUCUUUCGAAUUUACUGCCUGUACCGAAGGGCUAUGAUAUGGGAACAAGAAGUAUAUCUUCAGAUCGAAUACAAAAACCCGAGGCCGUUUUUGCACACAUUCGAAGCUGAGGAAUACAUGGCGGCGUUCAAUUUCGCCAACGAAAAUGAAGCUGACAUCCUUAGGAACAUACUCCUUGAGAAAAUCGAACUCAGGAAGAUCAGACGAGAAGAGCGGAGGCAACGCCAAUCGAUAGGCGCGGGCGUGGCACGCAGCAGCGGGUCUGGGAACGGGGUCGCUCGGCACAAUGGCGCUGUGCAAGAGCUGGAACCGCCACCGCUGCCGCCCCAGCAGCCGCCGCCGCAGGCCCAGCCGCGUCCCUCGCCGUCCCCGCAGAUGUUCCCACCCAAAACCAACAACGCGCUCGGAACCUACACUCUGAAGAAUAACAAAAAACUAAAAAGAGGCAAACUAACAAAGGAAGAUAUUGGUAUGCCCUUGGACUUCAAACACGUAUCUCACGUCGGAUGGGACGCAAACAAAGGUUUCGACCUCGACAAAGCACCAAAUGCGGACGAACUCCGGUCUUUCUUCUCUAAAGCAGGAGUGUCUGAGAUACAGCUACAGGACCAGGAGACGAGAGAGUUUAUUUACGACUUCAUCGAGAGCCAUGGGGGACUUGACGCGGUGAAGGAAGAUUUGCAUAAUGUUAAGCUGGGCCUGCCCCCGCCGCCCGCGGCUGCGGCGCCGCCUGUGCCUUCGCGUGGAGCGGCCCCGCCCCACCCGCCGCACCCCCCAGCGCCACCGUCCCGCGCGCCGCCGCCGCCCCCCGCGCGCGCGCCCCCCGCACACCGCGCCGCGCCCCCUCGUCCUGCUCAACCCGCAUCGUCGGGGCCCCCGUCCGUGCCUCCGCCGCCCCCGCCGGGAGCGGCCCCACCGCCCCCGCCGCCUCCCGCGCCGGCUUCGACGGGAGCUCCACCUCCGCCGCCCCCUCCCGCGCCGCCCGCUCCUCCGCCCGCGCCGCUGGCCCCUCCCGCGCCUCCCGCUCCGCCCCCGAUGGACGCCGGGCCGGAUCCCAGAUCCGCGCUCAUGGAGAGUAUACGAAGCGGCAGCAAGACGUUGCGGCGAGUCGAAGCCGCGCCUAAGCCGGCGGCAGUGGAGGACGGCAGAAGUAAUCUGCUCAGCGAGAUCAGACAAGGCAUCGAGUUACGGCCGGUGUCCCGCUCGGACAGUAGUAGCGGAGGUCGCGGCGGGAGCGGAGGCGGGGGCGGGGGCGGGGGCGGGUCGGGGCUGGCCGAGGCGCUGCAGCGCGCGCUGGAGGAGCGCUCGCGCGCCAUCCACUCCGACUCCGACGACGACAUGUCCGACGCCACCACCAGCGACGGCGAGUGGGACGACUGA